CAUCUAUUUCUCUUUUGCUGAAGAGUGAAGAAGUUGUGGAAUCAUCGAUUUCUCAAGCUUCUUCGUUUCAAAAAGCAUUCCUUUUUGGUGUUUCUGCUUCAGAAGAUUCUUGACGAUCUCUCUCCUAUUGAAAGGAGCUUGCUUUCUUCAGUGUGACAGUUGAGCCAAACAUUUAGAUUGGUUCAGUUUGAAAGAUGGGUUAUAUGUGUGAUUUCUGUGAUGAACAAAGAUCAAUGGUGUAUUGUCGGUCUGAUGCAGCAUGUUUGUGUCUCUCGUGUGACCGAAAUGUUCAUUCUGCUAAUGCUUUAUCUAAACGUCAUUCGCGGACUUUGGUAUGUGAGAGGUGUAAUGCACAGCCAGCUUCUGUUCGGUGUAGUGAUGAGAGGGUUUCUUUAUGUCAAAACUGUGAUUGGUUAGGCCAUGAUGGCAAGAAUUCUACUUCUACUACUACUUCACAUCGUAAAAGGCAAACCAUCAAUUGUUAUUCUGGUUGUCCCUCGAGUGCCGAAUUAUCCUCCAUAUGGUCUUUCUUUAUGGAUUUGAAUAUCUCUUCUGCUGGAGAAUCUGCUUGUGAACAAGGAAUGGGUUUGAUGACUAUAGAUGAAGAUAGCACAGGAGAAAAAUCAGGUGUCCUAAAUGUUAAUGUAGAUCAGCCUGAAACCAGUUCGGCUGCACAAGGUAUGGAUCACUCUAGUGUUCCAGAAAAUUCAUCAUUGGCUAAGGAGCUUGGAGUAUGCGAGGAUGACUUUAAUGGAAAUCUCAUUACAGAUGAAGUAGACUUGGCUCUUGAAAACUAUGAAGAACUCUUUGGUUCAGCCUUCAACUCAUCAAGAUAUCUCUUCGAACACGGAGGAAUUGGAAGUCUUUUCGAGAAAGAUGAAGCUCCUGAGGACUCAACCCAAGGAAACGCAAUGCAGCAGCCAGCCGUAAGCAAUAAUGCAUCUGCAGAUUCGUUCAUGACUUGUAGAACGGAGCCAAUAAUUUGCUAUUCAUCAAAGCCAACUCAUUCGAAUAUAUCCUUCUCUGGCAUCACGGGAGAAAGUAAUGCUGGAGAUUUCCAAGAUUGUGGGGCAUCAUCGAUGAAGCAGCUUUUAAGGGAGCCACAACCAUGGUGCCAUCCAACAGCACAGGACAUUAUUGCUUCCGCACAUGCAACAACACGUAACAAUGCUGUUAUGCGCUACAAGGAAAAGAAGAAGGCUCGCAAGUUUGACAAGCGAGUGAGGUAUGUCUCUAGGAAAGAAAGGGCUGAUGUGAGACGGCGUGUGAAAGGACGGUUUGUCAAGUCCGGUGAAGCUUAUGAUUACGACCCGAUGAGCCCAACAAGAAGCUACUGAGGAUAAGACCCCAAAACAAUGAAGAAUCACAAAGUGGAGAUAUCAGACAGAUGCAACUAAUUGGCAGCAGUGGAUCUGGAGGCCAUUAUUGGUUGAUUAGGAACACUGAGUUCUCCGCCUCAAAAGCUUAAUGGUAAGGCCCAUGCUUCUACUGCCUCAUUUUGCAUAAAGUUUGUUAUCUUCU
This is a messenger RNA of Arabidopsis arenosa, 1521 nucleotides long. The record is from the annotation of a GenBank genome assembly. Lineage: Eukaryota; Viridiplantae; Streptophyta; Magnoliopsida; Brassicales; Brassicaceae.